Messenger RNA from Beta vulgaris subsp. vulgaris (sugar beet), 1209 nucleotides. RefSeq names its product nudix hydrolase 26, chloroplastic. The coding region runs from base 96 to 635 and encodes 179 amino acids. The record is from RefSeq and is a predicted model, not a curated record. The transcript is spliced from 5 exons. Gene Ontology annotation, molecular function: bis(5'-adenosyl)-pentaphosphatase activity; guanosine-3',5'-bis(diphosphate) 3'-diphosphatase activity. Lineage: Eukaryota; Viridiplantae; Streptophyta; Magnoliopsida; Caryophyllales; Amaranthaceae. Gene Ontology annotation, biological process: nucleoside phosphate metabolic process; ribose phosphate metabolic process. Gene Ontology annotation, cellular component: chloroplast.
AAAAAAAAAAAAAAAAAAAAAAAAACACAGAGCAGUUCAUCUUCCUCAAUCUUGACACAUCUUCUUCAAAUAUCACACGAUAAGGACGAACGAUUAUGUCAGUGGGUUUUCUCCGAUUAAUCUCGUUGAACACUCCAUUUCAUCAAUUUCAACUUCUCCAAAAACCUCUUACAUUCUCUCCUCCUUCCCUGCCCCACCUCCCUUCUUUCUUCCUCCAUCAAUACUCUCACAACAAUAAAACUCACUCUUCUUCUUCCUCUUUCUCUUCAAUGGACUCUCCUCCAGAAGGCUACAGGAGUAACGUCGGAAUUUGCCUUAUCAAUUCUUCUAAAAAGAUUUUUUCUGCCUCAAGGCUUGAUAUUCCUGAUGCUUGGCAAAUGCCUCAGGGUGGCAUCGACGAAGGUGAAGAUCCCCAAAGUGCAGCAAUCAGGGAGCUGAGGGAAGAGACCGGAGUAACUUCCGUGGAAGUUCUUGCAGAGGUGCCCUAUUGGCUUACUUAUGAUUUCCCUCCCGAAGUUAGGGAGAAACUCAGGCGUCAAUGGGGAUCAGACUGGAAGGGACAAGCCCAAAAGUGGGAUUGCUGUGUGAUACAGACACUGCGACAGCAACCUACACAGGGAUUUAUGGCAUACUAAAACCAAUGAAGGCUUUAAAAGAUAACGUUCUCUUCUGAACCAUUGAUUUUGGCAGUAGGAGUAAGGGGUCUGGACUCUGGAGACGAGCUGCCCAAAUUAACAUCUUAAAAAAGAUAUGGACAAUUUUUUUAAGUUCUUCAUCAGUUAAUACUGCAUAAAAGCUUUUGAAGUUAUGAAACAGCAUCUUCUUUAAUGACUUCCACAGCAACGUGCUUCUUAUUAUGCCUAGUAAAUUUUGAUCACCUGAAAGUAGGAAGUCUUUUUUUACAGUAGACUCCCUGGAUGGGAAGGGGUAGUUGUAUGCUUCAAACACAGGUUGAAGCCACAAGAGAUGUGGGCAGCUCUGGAGUUCUUUCUAACUUCAUAGAAACAGUUUCGUAGCCAAUGCAUAAGAACAGUACUACUAAAUUCGUUGAUAACGUCGUUUGUUAUGCAACACAUUAAAUUUUUUUUUUUGCUAUUGCACUAGGUUUUAGAACUGAUAGAUUUCAUUGGUUGCUUGAUGUGACACAUUGUAUGGGACAAGAAAGUUGGUUUAGACAAUAGAUACUGAAAUGGAGAAAGUAUUAGAUUC